UUCAGUGCUCCCCGUCGAACUCUCCAUUCGAGUGUUGGUAUCUGACCUGCUUUAGAGAAUUGUAUUUGCCAAUACCUUCGAUUCCGUCCGCCACCUAUGGAUCACGAACCAGUCGGCCCUCAUCUCCCGCCCUACCCUCCACACGUUUCACACGGUCGUCUCCUCCUCGCAAGGUUUCACUGUUGGGACAUCCCCGUGGGACGAGUCAUGCAAAAACCGUCGCAAGGCUGCUGCCACUGCUCUAAACCGCCCAGCUGUUCAAUCCUACAUGCCAAUUCUUGACCUUGAAUGCAACGUUUCCAUCAAAGAGAUCUUUCAUGAUUCCAAGAACGGCACAGUCGACAUUGAUCCUAUUGCAUACUUCCAGAGAUUUGCUCUGAACACAAGUUUGACACUCAACUAUGGCUCGAGAAUUGACGGGAAAAUUGACAAUGAGCUGCUGCAAGAGAUCUGUCACGUUGAGAGAGUCGUGAGCAACUUCAGAAGUACUAGCAACAACUGGCAGGACUAUAUUCCGCUUAUGAGGUUAUGGCCGAGUAGCAGCAAGGGCCCAAAAGAGUACAGAGAGCGCAGGGACAAGUACUUGAGCUUUUUACUAGCUAGGCUCAAGGGCGAGAUCGAAAGAGGAGUUGAUAAGCCUUGCAUCACUGGCAACAUUCUCAAAGACCCAGAAGCGAAGCUCAGCACAAACGAGAUCAGGUCGAUCUGCCUUACCAUGGUCUCUGCAGGUCUCGAUACCGUGCCAGGGAACUUGAUUAUGGGAAUCGCAUAUCUCUCGUCUCCUCACGGCCAGGAAAUCCAAAAACGCGCAUACGACGAAAUUAUGAAAGUAUAUCCCGAUGGAGAUGCCUGGGAGAAGUGUAUUUUGGAGGAGAAAGUAUCUUAUGUCACCGCCUUCGUUCGUGAGGUGCUUCGCUUCUUCAUCGUAAUUCCCAUCUGUCUGCCACGAACGAGCAUAAAGGAUAUCAAGUACGAAAACACAGUGAUCCCUGCCGGAACAACCUUCUAUAUGAACGCAUGGGCUGCAGACUAUGAUGCGACCCAUUUCAAGAGCCCACAGGGAUUCUCCGUUGAGCGCUAUCUUGACAAUCUCGAGGGUUCCGGUGGAACUCCACAUUUUGCCUACGGUGCUGGUUCUCGUAUGUGCGCUGGCUCGCACCUUGCCAACCGCGAAUUAUAUGUCGCGUUUAUCCGCAUGAUAACGGCUUUCCAUAUCGAUCCGGCUCAGAAGCCAGAGGAUCUUCCUAUUUUGGAUGCGUUGGGAUGCAACGCUAUUCCGACGUCUUUGACAACUGAACCAAAGCCAUUUAAGUGCGGUUUCCGUGCUAGGAACUCAGAAUCACUCAGGCAGUGGAUUCAGGAGAGUGAAGAUAAGACGAGACACUUGUCUACCUGAUGAUUGGGGCAUGGUAAAGGAGUUGGGAGAGUUUUUUUAGAUUGUGCGUUCGGUGGCAACGUUCCAGAACUUAUACCUGGGGUGUGCAGUUAAAUGUAUAUAGACCGUUACUAUUAUGGGUUGAAUAAGCAAAAAAUAUCUUAAUCUGAGGUCUUUAUGUUGUCUUCGCAUACUCCAUACGCAACUAUUCAUACA
Molecule: messenger RNA, 1591 nt
Organism: Pseudogymnoascus destructans
Lineage: Eukaryota; Fungi; Ascomycota; Leotiomycetes; Thelebolales; Thelebolaceae
Exons: 2
Coding region: 269-1396 (375 amino acids)
Molecular function (GO): monooxygenase activity; iron ion binding; heme binding
Source: RefSeq, a predicted model, not a curated record